This is a messenger RNA of Arabidopsis arenosa, 1293 nucleotides long. Lineage: Eukaryota; Viridiplantae; Streptophyta; Magnoliopsida; Brassicales; Brassicaceae. The record is from the annotation of a GenBank genome assembly.
AAAGUCUAAACACUUGAAGCUAGUUCCAUAAACUUGAUCAAAACGUCAAAACCCUAGCUUCCCUCAAUCGUUCUUACUGUUGACUCUCUGUAUAAUCGAACGAGAAGACGUUCUGUUUUAAUUUGUGCUGUUUCUCUGUCGGGUUUUCCUCAAGUUUGUAAGAAUGGUUACAGAAAACAAACUGAGGAUACAGGUUGGCUCUGAAGCCAAUCGAUCGAGGAAGAAGCGUGGAGCCAAAGAGGUAGAAGAGGUUAAUGUUGAUCAGACAAAUACGAAGAAGAAGCAAAAGCUGGAUCGUGAGUUGUCCUUGUGUAGUCAGUGUCAUGAUGUACUAAAAUCGUUGAAAGUGGAAUGGUUUGGUUGGCGUUUUGAGAAGCUCGUCACGGACGAUCCUGAUUAUUUCUCUGCUCUUUCAAAGCCAAUGGAUUUCGUCACAAUCAAAUCCAAACUCGACAAGAAUCUCUACGUAAAUACUGUACGAGAGUUUCCGGAAGAUGUUCGAUUAGUCUUCGCCAACGCGGUUCGCUAUUAUCCUCCUGAGAAUAUGCUUCACAAGAACGCUAAGAGGCUUAAGAAGAUUUUUGAGAUCAGAUGGGAAUCCGUAAAGAAGAAGUUAGCUUCUGAAGUUUCCAGGAUUGAACAAAAGGAUAAUCUUGAGAGCAAAUCAGAUCAAGGUUCAAAAGGGUUUGCUAUGACAAUGCCUUUAUCUCCUAAGAAAGCUCUUCGUGCGGCAACAAUCAGGAUUCGAUUUUCAGAUGCUAUCGUGAAAGCCAGAUAUAGUAAGCUCAUUGACGAGAGUAGUAACAAGGCUGAUGUGAUGAUGAGAAUGAAGAAAGAAAAGCAACUUUUAGAAAGAAGGGAACGUCAAGUGAAAGCUACAAUUGAAGCUGAGACUAGUGCCGCCAGGUUGAAAGCAGUACGCGAGGAACGGCUUGCACGAGAGAAGUUGGAAGAAGAAGCCAAAUCCAAUUUCGAAGAUCACUUGGAAACUGAGAAGGAGAUAGUGAAACUCUGUGGUGGAUCCUAUCUGGCAAGAACUCGGUGUCUUAAAGAACUUGGUCUAGUUUUAAGAAUUGAUUAUUGGCCGGAACUGGAAGAGAUUAAGGAGGAAGGAGAGAUCUAGUCAAGUUUCUAUUCAGCAUUAGAAGAAUCAUGUUGGCCAAUUGCUCUAGCAGUUUCAGUUCCUUGCUUUGCAAGUUUCUCUUCAGCUCGCUAUUUAUUGGUUUGUUUUUAGUUUAACUUUUGUUACAGUCUUUUUGUUUUUGUUGAUUUAAGUAAAACUAUGUUCUAUCA